Manihot esculenta (cassava) is the source of this 986-nucleotide messenger RNA. Its product is annotated as polyadenylate-binding protein 2. The transcript is spliced from 6 exons. The record is from RefSeq and is a predicted model, not a curated record. NCBI's taxonomy places the organism in Eukaryota, Viridiplantae, Streptophyta, Magnoliopsida, Malpighiales, Euphorbiaceae. Gene Ontology annotation, molecular function: RNA binding. Bases 33 to 689 code for a protein of 218 amino acids.
GAAACAACAAACGGGAACCAGUUACCAGAGAUAUGGAGGAAGAAGAGCAUGAGGUGUACGGAGGAGAGAUUCCGGACAUGGAAGGUGAUAUGGACCCUCACAACGCCGACGUCGACAUGUCUGCCGCCGAUGAAGACGCCGUCAAGGAGCUGGAUGAGAUGAAGAAGAGGUUGAAGGAGAUGGAAGAGGAAGCGGCGGCUCUCCGUGAGAUGCAAGCUAAGGUUGAGAAAGAGAUGGGCGCUGUUCAAGAUCCAGCUAGUGCAGCUGCUAACCAAGCAAAUAGGGAGGAAGUGGAUUCUCGUUCUGUAUUUGUGGGCAAUGUUGAUUAUGCAUGCACACCAGAAGAAGUUCAACAACACUUUCAGUCUUGUGGAACAGUUAACAGGGUUACUAUUUUGACAGACAAGUAUGGCCAGCCAAAGGGUUUUGCUUAUGUGGAAUUCCUUGAAGUAGAAGCUGUACAAGAGGCUUUGGUUCUGAAUGAAUCUGAAUUACAUGGGCGUCAAUUGAAGGUUUUGCCCAAAAGGACCAAUGUUCCUGGAAUGAAGCAAUAUCGACCGAGGCGAUUCAAUCCUUACAUGGGUCACCGGUUUAGGAGGCCAUAUGUCCCUCCCUAUUUCUAUUCUCCAUAUGGAUAUGGGAAGGUUCCUAGAUUCAGAAGGCCAAUGCGAUAUAUGCCUUAUUACUAGAUAACUGUUAAGGGGCAGUGAAGUUCACCAGGUGGAUGCGUCUGUUCUGAACACUUGAGUUUCUAUUUAUGAUCUUUGAGAAGAAAACAGAGAUUUUAUUGGGAUAAUGACGAUUGCUGCUAAUAUUCAUAAUUAACGAUGUUAUAAGACGAACGAUGUUUAAUUGAUAGGUUGUUGCUGCUGGCAAACUUUUCUUAAUCGAGUUUAUUAGCCUUUGAAAUAAUAAGAUAAAGUUGGAUGGAGAUCUCUUCAAUGAAGGGUGCAUUCUGCUUUUAGAUGUUUCCAUUGGCCCUUGGA